UUUUCACUUUUCUACCUAUUUUGUUAAACCAACAUAAAUCGAUAUCAAUACCACGGGCUGCACCAUUACCACUCGCUAAACCAUAUAAACCGGUUUUCCAACCUUCUUCCCUCCCAAAGGUGCGACUCUCACCAACUCCCACAAUUUUCCAAUUUGGCAAAUCGCCCACCACCUAACAACACCAACCCAACCGAGGGCGGCCCUUUUCAUUCUUAUACCCAGAUCUCUGAAUCUGUUCUUGACUCGCCCUUUUGCUUCAAUUCAUCUCACAGGGUACUGCCUCUGCUCCUUUCUCUGCUUGCCUUUCUUUCUCUCCUGCGUUUCUCAGGUUGUCCAUUCAAUUCGCAAAUGUGUUAUUCUUGACUUUUAUUUCACCUGCGUUUCUUGGUUUUGUUAUUUACCUGGUUUUUGGUGAUUGGAGAUCUCAAUAGUCGCACCAAACGUUGAGAUUUCUUUCCCCCUCCUAGUUGGGUAUUUAGAUAGAGAGAUUCAAAGUUCCAGACUUUGUGUUCUGAUCCUUUCUCCCUCUCUUCUGAGUUAAAGUCUCAGUUGUUGAAGGGAAAGGAAACGAGUUUCUGGUGUUGCAGUAGAAUUGUUGAACUAGGUUGGGGGGGUUCUCUUGAUUGAUCAAUGAUCCUAGUAAUCUUGUUCUGCGUUCUGGCAUGUCAUUGUUUCAACUUGUAUUUCUCUGAUGCUUGAUCUUGCUGCCCUUAUGCAUGUAUGGUCUCAUGAACUGAACUUGAUUGAGGUAACUUUGGCGAUGACUGAUCGAUUGGUCGUUGGCAGUCUUCAGUCCGCUUUUCUGUGUCUUGAUUUGUACUUUGAUACUCUGCUGAUUGAUCUUGCUGCUGUUAUCUGUAGUCUUGUGGUUGUGGAGGUGUGAACUAGUCUGAAUUCUGUGUUGCUGCUCCUUUUAGUUUGGCACAUUUGUGUCUGAAUUGAACAAUUGGGCGAGUAUUGUAGAUGACUAAUGGCUUUUAUAAGGGUUACAUUGACCUCUUCAUUAUUCUUUUGCCAUUUUCUAAUUUGUAGUUUAUUAGAAGCCAGGACAUGGAUUACUACAAUGACCCACCAAUUAUAAAAAAAAUUUAGGUGUACUGAUGCCAUUAUUUUUGAAGAGCAGAUAAUGAUAUCUUUUUUAACCUUACUGUGUUUGAGGAUAGAUGGCAAGGUUUCGAAGGAAUUCUGAUAAUAUGUGUUUAUGUCUAACUUUCUUUUUGCACUCCUUUUUCUUUUGUCUUGAUUCUUUCUUUAUAUUGUGUUGUAUCUGAAUGCAACAUGGUCAAGUUCUUAAUUUAUUCUGGUUUAUUGAACAGCAAUAUUAUGGCUGCGCAAACAAGAAUCGGCCUUGCUGGUCUGGCUGUCAUGGGCCAGAACCUAGCUCUCAACAUUGCGGAAAAAGGAUUCCCCAUUUCAGUCUAUAAUCGAACUACCUCCAAGGUUGAUGAGACUGUUGAGAGAGCAAAGAGAGAGGGCAACCUUCCACUCUAUGGCUUUCAUGAUCCCGAAUCUUUCGUUAAUUCAAUCCAAAAGCCUCGUGUGAUAGUCAUGCUAGUCAAAGCCGGGGCGCCUGUUGAUGACACCAUCAAGACUCUUUCUGCUUACAUGGAGAAAGGUGACUGCAUCAUUGAUGGUGGGAAUGAGUGGUAUGAGAAUACCGAGAGGAGGCAGAAGGCAAUGCUUGAAAAGGGUUUGCUCUAUCUUGGAAUGGGAGUUUCGGGAGGCGAGGAAGGUGCAAGAAAUGGACCUUCGAUGAUGCCUGGAGGUUCCUUUGAGGUGUACAAGUACAUUGAAGACAUCCUUCUCAAAGUGGCGGCUCAAGUUCCCGACAGUGGUCCUUGUGUGACAUAUAUUGGAGAAGGUGGAUCAGGUAACUUUGUUAAGAUGGUCCACAAUGGAAUCGAGUAUGGUGAUAUGCAGCUAAUUGCAGAAGCAUAUGAUGUGCUGAAAUCAGUUGGAAAGCUUUCAAAUGAGGAAUUGCAUAAGGUGUUCACAGAAUGGAACAAGGGCGAGCUUCUAAGCUUCCUGGUCGAAAUAACUGCUGAUAUUUUUGGAAUCAAAGAUGACAAGGGAGAAGGGUAUUUGGUUGACAAGGUUUUGGACAAAACAGGUAUGAAAGGGACUGGGAAAUGGACAGUGCAGCAAGCUGCUGAUCUAUCCAUUGCAGCACCCACCAUUGCAUCUUCGCUUGAUGCAAGGUUUCUUAGUGGUCUGAAGGAGGAAAGGGUCCAAGCUGCUGAAGUGUUCAAGUCUGGUGGGUUUUCCGAUAUUUUGAGUGAACAGGUUGUGGACAAGGAGAAGCUGAUUGACGAUGUGAGGAAGGCUCUCUAUGCUUCCAAGAUUUGCAGCUAUGCACAGGGAAUGAAUUUAAUUCGUGCAAAGAGUGUUGAGAAAGGAUGGGGGUUGAAGUUGGGAGAACUUGCUAGGAUUUGGAAAGGAGGCUGCAUUAUCCGAGCCGUGUUCCUUGAUAGGAUUAAGAAGGCAUAUGAUCGUAACCCCGAACUGUCUAACCUUCUUGUGGAUCCCGAGUUUGCGAAGGAAAUCAUUGAGCGCCAGACUGCAUGGAGAAGGGUUGUGUGUCUAGCUGUCAGCUCUGGCGUUAGCACUCCUGGUAUGUCAUCUAGUCUUGCUUAUUUUGACUCAUACAGGAGAGAGAGAUUGCCUGCUAAUUUGGUGCAGGCGCAAAGAGACUACUUUGGUGCUCAUACUUAUGAGAGAACCGACAUGGAAGGAUCGUUCCAUACUGAAUGGUUCAAGAUUGCCCGACAGUCGAAGUAUUGAGCCAUUUCCUGACGUCUUGAAGCUUGUUUCUAGCAUAAUAAACCGAGACCAGUCUUUUCUGUGUGGUGGAACUUUUAUCCUUGUUGGAUGUACUUUGGCAGGUUCUAACUGCUUUCUGUUGUAACGAUUUUAAAGAUUUUACAUUUGCUACUUUGGUUGAGAUAUGUCACCCCCUAUGGGAGUUCUAUCUUAUUGUUGGAAAUUUGAUGUUUAUUGAGAAAUUGAAUUCUGAUGGCUUUAUUCUCAGUAGCUUUUUGGUUUCACCAGCUAUUCUUGUAGGCUAUCCCGGUCUAAGAAUGUUUGGCUAUUCUUCAUCCAUUAUUGCAUUGUUUGCUCACUUAUCUUCACUAGCAUGAUCUAAAGCUAUGCUUCAAAUUUUACUCGUUCUUAGCAUUUUUUAGGCUGAUGACAGCAGUGUGGUUUAAGAAAAUUAUCAAAGCCGA
Messenger RNA from Linum trigynum, 3224 nucleotides. The record is from the annotation of a GenBank genome assembly. NCBI's taxonomy places the organism in Eukaryota, Viridiplantae, Streptophyta, Magnoliopsida, Malpighiales, Linaceae.